Molecule: messenger RNA, 2208 nt
Organism: Bursaphelenchus okinawaensis
Lineage: Eukaryota; Metazoa; Nematoda; Chromadorea; Rhabditida; Aphelenchoididae
Source: the annotation of a GenBank genome assembly
AUGCCUGAAGGAUACGAACAGUAAGCGACAGUUAAUGAUGCUAUAAUAUUGUUUAGAACAGAAUGGAUAGAAAUCGUGGAACCAAAGACCCGCCAAAGGAUGUAUGCCAAUUUAGUGACCGGGACAUGUCUAUGGGAGCCUCCGACCGGCGUCUUGGUGUAAGUUUCCUUGUUUUAGGCGUGUAUUUUUGGAUUUUAGGAAAAAGACAAGCGAGAAUCAAUGGUGGGAGCUGUUUGACAGCAAUACCAGUCGAUUCUAUUACUACAACCCGUGUUCUACAGAAACAGUUUGGCAAAAACCGCGAGGAUGCGAUAUAAUUCCUCUUGCCAAGUUACAGGUAAGGUAAACUAUAAUUUAUAGAGUAAUAAUACCAUUUUAGCAAUUGAAGGAAAGCACGGCUUCUGGAGCCUCGGCGUCGCCUGCGUCAACAUUAUCUCGAGAUAAUAAAAGCAAAAAUGCUGAGUGCUUCUACACCAACUUUAAAGACCCAUCAAGUCAAAUGCAGGAGAUGAAGAUAUCUGAGUAUUCGAAUAAUGUCAGUUCGCCAAGUUCAAGGAGGAAGCUACGAUCUCAUUCUGGGUCUUCAGCUUUAAGUUGCGAGUCUUCAGCUACCAAGUCGAAGUUCGAUAACUGUUUACAAGAGAUGGUCACGUCCAAGACGAUACUGGAACCUUCGUCUUCUUUUUAUGAUAACGAGCACUGGACUGGCAGGACGAGAACAUGUUCUACGAGUUCUUCGUUAUCUAGCUCAUUACAACCUUCAGAAGCUUUGUCUCAGGUAAGGUUUAGUCAGUUUUGUGUUUAUUUAGUUGUUAAAUUUAUCGUAUAAUUUAAAAUUAAUUGUAGAAGGCCCCGGUAACUACGUCUACGGUCUCUGCGAACGCCAGCAAAUUAAACUGGACAAAAGAUUCGUUAAAGGGACCUCUUACCGAAAUUUCAAGUAAAAAAGACCGAAAACAAGCUUUAGUAUUAUUCAAACUAGUCCAAAGUUACAUGGGAGACAGGAAAACACGGACUACUAAUGAUAAUGUAAGUUUUUAAAAAUACAUGCGCAUUUUUGUGGUAUUAAAUUAUGAGCUUUUGCAAAUUUAAAUUUUUAACUUUAAGAUUGAACUUUUCAGCUUGUGAUGAGUAUGUUAGAAAUAGUAUUUAAUUCUCCGCCACUCAAAGACGAGCUCUUCUUACAACUGAUAAAGCAGUUAUCAAAUAACCCCAAGAUUGAUUCUCUCCGCCGCGGCUGGGAACUGUUAGCAAUAAUGUUGUCCUUCUGCAUUCCAUGUGAUAACGAUGUUGUGUUUGACGUCACUUCUUUCGUGGAGCGAUGCUCUGACCCUUUACUUGAUCCUCCAGAGUUUGUCUGCUCUAAAUAUGCCAAACAUUGCUUUAAACGAAUCCAACUGCCAAUUAACUUCUUCAAGGUAUCGCUGGAGUCGAUCCAGACUGCUAGGUACAACAUCUUCUACCCUUCCAUGUUUGGGACGACGUUAGAAGAGCUGAUGGACUACCAGAAGGACAAGUGCCCCAAUCUGGACAUUCCUUGGAUAGAAGACGUGUUGAUCAGUAUGAUAUACGAGUUGGGUGGGGAACGGACGGAAGGGAUAUUCAGAAUCACUGCAGAUCCGGAUUGCAUGCAUCAAGGUAAGCUGAUUAUCCAAAUUAUAACCGGCUUAUAUCUAAAACAAUGUUUAAAAGGUUUAGGUAAUGUGAAUGUUUUAUUUGUUGAAUCAUUAAAAUAAUUCAAAAUCAUCUGUUUAAGAGUAAUAGCUCAGUCUAUAGACUUAACAUUCUUUUUAAUUUGAAGGUAUUGUCCAACUGAACGUGUGGGUAAAGCCAGCAAUCCGAGACGCACACAUUCCAGCGGCCUUGCUGAAACAAUGGCUGCGCCAACUUCCUGCCCCAUUAGUACCAGACGAGAUGUACGACAAGUGUCUGAGUGCUUCGACCGAUGCUGACAAAGCGACUGCUUUAGUAAAAUCACUACCUCACAUUAACCAAAAAGUAUUGGUGGCCUUGUUAACCAUGCUACAACGACUCAUCGACGACGAAACGGUCAAGUCGACCAAGAUGGACGUCUCCAACUUGUCUAUGGUGAUGGCACCCAACAUACUACGAUGCCAAAGCAAAGACCCCAACGUCGUGUUUGCCAACUCGAGGAAGGAGAUGGAGUUUGUGAAAACCCUGAUUCUGUGUUUUAAACAUGUAUUAUAG